GCUCCUCUUGUUCUGCGUCUCGGCUCCAGAACAAAAGACGCGGCCCCACGCGGAGGAGGAUACCUUCCACCGCUGGCUUCUUCUUCUUCUUCCUCCGAUUCCAAGCCUUGCGUCGCACGAAAUCCGACCGCGCUCCCAUCCUUUCCCAUAAAGCUCUCCCUUUGGAACGAAAUCGAGAAGCAGCCGAAUCUCUCUGACCUCGGUGUUCUCGAGGAAGUGCAAAAAGGAUGGGCAUAGAAUAGGGCUAUUUGGGGAGAGAAGAGGAGGUAUGGAGAUUGAAAAGAUGGGCAGAGUAUAGGAUGAGGGUAGUUUGGAUGAAGGAGAUGAUAAGAAGAAAGGUGAAACAUAAAGAAGAAGUGGAAAUUGUGAUGGAUGCUGGAGGAAGGGAGGGAAGGAAGAUGAGAGUAGGGUGAUGGAAGAGGGGAAGAAGGGAGUUCCCAUGAUAAGAGGAUAUGGUUGGGUAUCAUGGUUCGUUCAUUAGGAAGGUUUCUUUCUUGAAGGUACUAUAGUUUAACACUACAAUGGCAGCUUUACCGUUGGCCACUGCUGAGGUUUGUGAUGCAAACGCACACCUAAUCCAAAAUGGUGAGCUUCGAGCACUUCAACCGAUCUUCCAGAUCUAUGGCCGGCGGCAGGUUUUUGCUGGUCCCAUUGUCACUCUCAAGGUUUUUGAGGACAACGUUCUUGUGAGGGAAUUCCUUGAGGAGAAAGGUAAUGGUAGAGUUUUGGUUGUGGACGGUGGCGGAAGCAUGCGCUGUGCUAUAUUGGGUGGCAACCCUGUUCAACAAGCUCAGAACAAUGGAUGGGCUGGUAUAGUGGUCAAUGGCUGCAUAAGGGAUGUUGAUGAGAUCAAUGGUUGCGAUAUUGGGGUAAGAGCUUUAGCUUCGCAUCCGAUGAAAGCCAACAAGAAGGGAUUCGGAGAAAAGCAUGUGCCGGUGAAUAUUGCUGGAACGAGGAUAUGUGAUGGUGAGUGGCUUUAUGCAGAUAGUGAUGGAAUUCUUGUUUCUAGGAUGGAGUUGACUGUUUAAACUUCCAAGUAUAACAAUGUGUCAUGUCUCUGUAUCAGCUUUUGUUGCCUUCUACCAAUUCUGCCCCAUAUAUCUACCACUUGCUGCAUAUCUGAACUUUAUUUCAUAUUUAUAUCGAAAUGCAAAGACCUUCUAUUGAUAAUAAUUGAUGAGUGUAUCA
This is a messenger RNA of Elaeis guineensis (African oil palm), 1188 nucleotides long. Lineage: Eukaryota; Viridiplantae; Streptophyta; Magnoliopsida; Arecales; Arecaceae. The record is from RefSeq and is a predicted model, not a curated record.